GCAUUCAAGAUGGCGUCGAGCGUGAAGGUGAGUCAGAUCGCCAGCAUCCUGCCGUCUGGUGUGGGUUACGGGAACCUGUUCCUGCGGGCGAAGCAGGUCGCGACAACGCUCGAGUGUUUCAUCGCGUCCGCCGACAUCGAACUGUGCGUCGAUCACGUGCCGAGAGAGCGCAGCAUGGUGCGACACACCCUCAAGGUGCCCUUCAACAACCAGGAGAAGGCGAACAUUCUGCGGGAGGCGUCCGCGGUGUGGGAGCGCAUGUCCGACCCGACCGACAAAGAUGUCUGCAUCCCGCACGACGGUUACCUGAAGGUGUUCCAGCUGCAGCGCCCCCUGCUGGAGCAAUACGACUGCAUCAUGAUGGACGAGAGCCAGGACUCGACGCCCGCUAUGGCGGACGUUGUCCUGCGGCAGACGUGUGCUAAGAUUUUCGUCGGGGAUCCCCAUCAGAAGAUCUACGGAUUUCGAGGCGCCAUUAAUUCGCUGAAUACAAUCACCGACGCCGCAACAUUCUAUCUGACGCAGAGCUUUCGAUUUGGACCAGAGAUCAGUUACGUCGCCUCCUGCUUGCUGGAGAAGAUGAAGGGAGAGACGAGGAAGACACUCGUAGGAGGAGCUCAGGCUGGUUAGAGACGACGGG
Priapulus caudatus is the source of this 640-nucleotide messenger RNA. RefSeq names its product F-box DNA helicase 1-like. Gene Ontology annotation, biological process: replication fork processing; double-strand break repair via homologous recombination. The coding region runs from base 10 to 630 and encodes 206 amino acids. Lineage: Eukaryota; Metazoa; Priapulida; Priapulimorpha; Priapulimorphida; Priapulidae. The transcript is spliced from 4 exons. Gene Ontology annotation, molecular function: DNA binding; ATP binding; 3'-5' DNA helicase activity. Gene Ontology annotation, cellular component: nucleus. The record is from RefSeq and is a predicted model, not a curated record.